Messenger RNA from Aspergillus udagawae, 1983 nucleotides. Its product is annotated as something about silencing 10 family protein. NCBI's taxonomy places the organism in Eukaryota, Fungi, Ascomycota, Eurotiomycetes, Eurotiales, Aspergillaceae. The record is from RefSeq and is a predicted model, not a curated record. Gene Ontology annotation, biological process: maturation of SSU-rRNA from tricistronic rRNA transcript (SSU-rRNA, 5.8S rRNA, LSU-rRNA). The transcript has 2 exons. Gene Ontology annotation, cellular component: nucleolus; small-subunit processome. The coding region runs from base 1 to 1983 and encodes 660 amino acids.
AUGGCCAAGAAAAGGAAGGCGGGCGGUCGCCCUGCAAAGCAGAAUUCUGCUCAGGAGACUGAGCGCACAAAAUUUGCUUUCGAGGAAAGGUUCGAUGAUUCCGAGGAUGAGUUCCAAGCGGGCCGCGACCACAUUUUGCUGGAAGAAGCCCCGGAGGCAAAGAGACGGAGAAAAAUGGCAGAGCAAGAGGAAGCGCUUCAGCCGUCCGACGAGGAGAUCAUGGGUUACGAGUCUAUCGACGAAGACGACCUAGACGACGAGGAGGAUUACGAUGAAGAUGCUUAUGAAGAUGAGGAUGAGGAUUAUGAUGACAUGGGGAUGGGUUCUUCCAAAGCCAAAAAGUCCCGCCGUGGCGAUAGUCCUGGCUCGAAUGCUUCAGAAGAUGAGGAGGGCAUUGCGGCGUGGGGAACGUCCAAGAAGGAUCUUUACAACGCCGACCAAAUUGAGACCGAAGCUGAUGCUCUCGAAGAAGAGGCGGAAGCAAAGCGACUCCAACAGAAGCACCUACAAGCCAUAAACGAGGAAGACUUUGGCUUCGACGAAACGGAAUGGGUUGAAGCUGACAAGAAGGAAGACGCAGAAGAUGAGGCUGGUGUGGUAACGGAAGUUCUUCCGCAGGUGGAGAUUACGGACGAAAUGAGCACAGAAGAGAAGCUGAAAAUCCUAAAGACGCGAUAUCCUGAGUUUGAGCCGUUGGCGAAAGAUUUUAUCGAUCUUCAAGCAAAACAUGCCGAACUCGAAAAAGCUGCCAAAGCCGGGAAGGCGCCGGAAGACGAGGAAGCGAUGUUGGGACCAGCUCCGGCCCCCGUCAUCAAGUUUCGUGCUCUGUCGGCUUACCUGGGAGCGAUUAGCAUGUACUUCAUGCUCUUAUCGUCGUCUCAGGACGCAUCUGGAAAACCAUCUCCUCUGCCGCCCGCUCAACUACGAGCUCACCCAGUCAUGGGGUCAUUAGUCAAGUUCAGGAAGCUCUGGGAGACGGUCAAGGAUCUCUCCGUUCCCGAAAUCCCCAAGGAGGGUGCUACGAAGAAGCAAGAGAGCAAGCAGCACUCAGAUGCCCCUCUAUCGACAACCAAGGAGCAAAUCCAGAAGAGUAAGCAAGAGAAGGAGCCGAAAAAGAAGAAGAAGAACGAAAAGAAGCUAUCUAAAGCCCAGCGCGCAGCCGAGGCAGCACAAGCCGAAGCCGAAGCCCGCAGAGCAGAGAAGCUACGUGAGACGGAAGCGAACCUUGCAGACCUUUCGAAACUCGUCACAGAGCCUAUCAAAAAGCGCAAGAGCCAGAAAACCAAGUCGGCACGGGACGCCGAAGACUCUGACUUUGGUGAUGAGGACGCUCUUACCGCCAAGGAGGCCGAAGAAAAAGUCAAGCAGAAGCGCUCGCUGCGUUUCUACACCUCCCAGCUUGCACAGAAGGCCAACAAGCGCAGUGCAGCUGGCCGAGACGCUGGUGGUGAUGCGGAUCUGCCUUAUCGCGAGCGGUUGAAGGAUCGUCAAGCUCGCCUGAACGCUGAGGCCGAGAAGCGUGGUAAGCAAAGACCAGACAAGACGGAGCAGCUUGGCGGCGACAGUGAUGAAGAAGACCAUAGACUCUCCAAGGAGAUCAGGGGCAGCGGGGCCGGAACCGACGAUGACGAGUAUUACGAUAUGGUCGCAGCCCGCACCAAGCAGAAGAAGGACGAAAAGAAGGCCCGCGCAGAGGCUUAUGCGGCCGCAGCCCGCGAAGGCGGACGCGUGGAGAUUCAAGAGGAGGUUGGACCAGACGGCAAACGUGCCAUCACCUACCAGAUCGAGAAGAAUAAGGGUCUUGCGCCGAAGCGCAAUAAGGAUUCCCGCAACCCCCGUGUCAAGAAGAGAAAGAAGUUUGAAGAGAAGAAGAAGAAGCUUGGCAGUAUCCGCCAGAUUUACAAGGGAGGUGAAGGUCCUGGUGGGUACGGUGGUGAACUUACUGGUAUCAAGAAGAACCUGGUCAAGAGUGUCAAGCUAUAG